UACUUGUUCGUUAAAGAGAAGAGUGACGAAUCGUCACCGCCUCGUCUUCUUCUCCUCGUCUGCUCUCGAUUCGAUAAAUUCCUUCUCUUUGCCCCCCUCGUGCCUGUUCUUAUCCUCUUUAGUCUUUGUUCAAAUUGGAUGCGAUUUGAAUCUCUGUGCUGUUGUUUGUGCAUUGAUGAAGUUUGGCUUGAGGGAUGAAUCGGCAAAUCUUUGCGCUUCUUCCGUGUUUGACUAAUCUCUCUAUCUUCUUCUUGUUUCUUGUCCUAAUUCUUCGAUUUCCGGCCUGCGCUCUCGGUUUGGAGGUUGCAAUUCUAGUUUUCACUGAUUAAGUUAGAUAAAGAUUAGUUUGGGGGAAAAUGGUAGGUAAGUGGCGGAAUCACUCCAAUUUGCGGUCUUUCCUCAGUCGCACAACGCCGGCGGUUCCUGUUUACACUCUCCCGAAGACGGGUUCGCAGGAUCUAUACUGGCAGCCUAUCCUGCAAAGCAAGGUUGAGUAUUUCAAUCUUGUGGACCUCUGGGAUCAAUAUAGUGAGUGGAGUGCUUAUGGCCUUGGAGUACCUAUCAUUCUUGAUAAUUGUGAUAGUGUAGUCCAGUAUUAUGUUCCUUUCCUCUCCGCGAUCCAAAUUUACAGCAGCAAAUCUCAUGCUCUUAUGAGGAGCACAUUGGAAGAUAAUGAAAGGGAAUCAUUCAGCGAUGAUAGUGAGAGUGAGAAAUUGUCCAGAUCAUCCGACGCUGUGUCAGAUGACUCUCUCUCUGACCAGGAGGUUUCAUUGUCAACAAGACACCUCUUGGGGCAAUUGUACUUGCACUAUAUAGAAUAUGGUUCUCCUUAUGGGAGGAUACCUCUUGUCGACAAGGUUAACGAACUAGCACAGAUGUAUCCUGGUUUGAGAACACUAAGAAAUGUGGACAUCUCACCUGCUAGCUGGAUGUCAGUUGCUUGGUACCCUAUCUACCACAUUCCAUCUUCUAGGAAUGUGAAGGAUCUGUCUGCAUGCUUCUUAACUUAUCAUAUUAUGUCUGCAUCAUUCCGAGGUAUGUGCCUCAUUUAUCUGCAAACCAUGACUAGUUCCUGUUCGUUAUGUCAGAGUUGUUUGUUUCCCAAAAUGCACUCCUAUAAGCUUUCCUCCCACGCGAGGUUCCACAGAGAAUAUUGUACCAGAGGAAAUGGUCGAGGAAUCUUGUUCUACAAAUGUAAGCAAUGUGAUGCAGAAAAAGGAGGGGGACAACAGCAUAUCACUCUCGCCGUUCGGUCUUGCCACAUACAAGUUACAGCGUGGCCUGUGGUUGAACCAUGGAAUCGCAGAUAGUGAACUGAUGAGCACCUUGUACAAUGCUGCACAUCGUAGGCUGAAACGGCUUGGAGUUGAGCACCAUGACUUUGACUUCUUCACCACUCACUGAAUGCAAAUCAUGUCCUUGUUUUCCAGUGUUGUUCCACAUGCAACCAUAAACCCUGCUGAAAGUUGAGUUCUCUUUGGCAUUUCUGACUCCCGGUUCAGGCAGUGGUUAUGUUGUUUUAUUUUGCUUUUGGAAAGCCACUGAGAGUGACAUGCCUGCUUCACUUUUCUAUCUUUGAGCUCGUGUUUUUUCAGUUUUCCUGUUACUGAUGUAUAUGAGUUGUCAAAUUUUAGUGUAUUUUUAGUCUA
Zingiber officinale is the source of this 1649-nucleotide messenger RNA. RefSeq lists its product as uncharacterized. NCBI's taxonomy places the organism in Eukaryota, Viridiplantae, Streptophyta, Magnoliopsida, Zingiberales, Zingiberaceae. The record is from RefSeq and is a predicted model, not a curated record. The transcript is spliced from 5 exons. Bases 357 to 1310 code for a protein of 317 amino acids.